CUCGGGUCACGUGACCAUCUCCCGCAAUUGUCCCGUCGGAAGCUGAAGUCGGUGUUUCAACUGUGCCGAGGAAAGACUAGUUCUUUGUCUCUAUGCAUUUAGCAGCAUGUUAGUUGUUAUUACGAGUGGACAUUAGAUAUAAACGGUCUUACGGAUUGCAGUUAACCUCGGACCCAUGAUAACGCAGAGCCGUGCACCGUCGUCUGAUCGGAAUCAUCUGGCUGGAUUUUCAUCAGUUCAAGUACCAGUUCUCCUGUGAGCAUGAAAACGGACAGUACUUACAACCAGCUGGUGGACAUGGAGUGGAGGAGACAAGACAACAGGAGGACACAGCUGUUUUCCAGAUCUGUGGUUGCUCUGGCCACUGUGGCUACUGUGCUGCUGGCGUCCACAGCCGCCUACAACCUGCUGACACGGAGAGUUUCCUCCUCUCGUCCUGCCUCGAGCUGCAGCCUUCGUCUGCCCAAGGCCGAGUCCUGUUCAGACCCCUGCACGAUUGUCCUGGUGGAGAGCAUUCCCGAGGGGCUGGAGUUUAACUCCAGCACCACUCACCCUUCCAUCUUCCAGGCGUGGCUCAAUCUGAUGGCAGAGGCUCGCAGCAGUCUGGACAUCUCCUCGUUCUACUGGACGCUCACCAACAAAGACACGGGCACUCAGGAGCCGACGGCACAGCAGGGUGAAACUAUUUUGAAAAAACUGUCCGAGCUCUCAGGGAAGGUGUCUGUUCGCAUCGCAGUCAACACUCCACAGCAGAGUCAACCUCAGGACGACCUCCUGCUGCUCAAGAACUCAGGAGCUGACAUCAGGACGGUUAACAUGAAAGAGCUCACGUCAGGCGUCCUUCACACCAAGUUCUGGGUCGUAGACAAGAAACACAUUUUCAUUGGCAGCGCCAACAUGGACUGGAGGUCCCUCACACAGGUGAAGGAGCUGGGUGCUGUGGUCUACAACUGCAGCUGCUUGGCCACAGACCUCGGUAAGAUCUUUGAAGCCUAUUGGUUCCUGGGGGAGAGCACGUCGAUCCCGUCGCCUUGGCCCGACAGCUUCUCCACCGCCUACAACAAAAACACGCCUCUCCAGCUGCCGUUGAACAACACGCCGUCCAGUGUCUACCUAUCGAGUUCCCCUCCGUCGUUCUGUGCUGCCGGUAGGACUCCAGACCUACAGUCCAUCCUCAGUGUGAUGGAGGAUGCUGACAGCUUCAUCUACAUUGCUGUCAUGAACUACCUGCCCACCAUGGAGUUCUCACGUCCUAAAAGGUACUGGGAUGACAUCGACACCCAGCUGAGGCGAGUGGCCUAUGAGAAGCAGGUCAAAGUCCGUCUCCUGAUCAGCUGCUGGGCCAGCACACAGCCUGUCAUGAUUUCCUUCCUAAAGUCUCUGGCCUCAGUUUAUGACCCGAGGAACAAGCUGGACAUCCAGGUGAAACUGUUUGUGGUGCCCGCCACCCCUAAACAAAAGGAGAUUCCUUACGCCAGGGUCAAUCACAACAAGUACAUGGUGACUGACAAGAUCGCCUACAUAGGGACGUCUAACUGGUCAGGUGACUACUUCGUGAGCACGGCGGGCUCAGCGCUGGUUGUCAACCAGACCGAGUCACAGUCCCUGGAACCAACGGUCCAAUCGCAGCUCAGAGCCGUGUUUGAGAGAGACUGGGAGUCGGACUACAGCACUCGUGUCACCCAGCACUCACACUUCAAACACUUGUGUUAGGCUCAUGCUGCUAGUUCACACUAUAUCAGACUACACAGAGUGCAUGAAAUCAGGAGACUCCCACAAGCAGACUACUGCACACGUGUGUAGAAUGAGUAGUUUUCAGCUGUUACGUGUAGAGGCCAGUAUGCUCAGUGUACUCUGACUUCAUUCUUUGGUUCGUGUGUAUCAGGUUACCUAUGAACUAUCACUUGUAUCAUAUCAAGCACAAUCAUUAGUUUCCUUCUUCAGCUUCAGUGGGACUUUUGUAUCCCAGCGUAUCUCAGGGAGCACAGUUUGCUGGGAUAACAAAUCACGUGCUCGGUACAGGUUUUUUAACAUCUCCUCAUUCUAUUGGGCUAAUUUUAAAUGACUUUCAUACUAAAGUGGGCUGUGAGUGCAGGUAGAAGCAGUAAAUGAGGAGGCUGAUCUAAUUUCCACUGUGUGGAGUGAACGGGUCGCAGCCUGCUUAGGAAAAGCUGUGGGGCCGAGCAGGUGCUGUGUCCAGUACACGUCCCCUGUCUCUGAAUAAAAGUGUUUGGAUCAAAUGUGUUAGAACCUGAUUCAAUUUCCAUUGCCCUCGCACACGAAUAGAUAAAGCAGCAGAAACCCUAUUUAUACAAGAGAGUUUAUCUGUGAAACAGCAGGUCUCAGCGCCCGCGUUGUUUUUGUUUCAUUACAUUAAAUCACGAGACACUUCUUUUCCUCACA
Messenger RNA from Betta splendens (Siamese fighting fish), 2403 nucleotides. RefSeq names its product phospholipase D family, member 3 (gene pld3). The transcript is spliced from 12 exons. Gene Ontology annotation, molecular function: catalytic activity. The coding region runs from base 262 to 1713 and encodes 483 amino acids. The record is from RefSeq and is a predicted model, not a curated record. Lineage: Eukaryota; Metazoa; Chordata; Actinopteri; Anabantiformes; Osphronemidae.